This is a messenger RNA of Talaromyces rugulosus, 1266 nucleotides long. RefSeq lists its product as uncharacterized. Gene Ontology annotation, molecular function: iron ion binding; oxidoreductase activity. Bases 1 to 1266 code for a protein of 421 amino acids. Lineage: Eukaryota; Fungi; Ascomycota; Eurotiomycetes; Eurotiales; Trichocomaceae. Gene Ontology annotation, biological process: lipid biosynthetic process. The record is from RefSeq and is a predicted model, not a curated record. The transcript is spliced from 2 exons.
AUGCAGUCGAACUCGUCGCUUUUCGAGCUGCCACCGCUCCCCUCGUAUACGCUGUCGCUGCGCCAGCCGGUCCUCGCUCCCAUUCCGGACAACCUGCUGUCGCUGCUUCUCCCCGUCAUCGCCUACUGGGCGGUGUCCAUGGUCUUUCACUUCAUCGAUGUCAACGAUUAUUUCUCGAAAUACCGACUGCAUACCCCCGCCGAGCUGCUGAAACGGAACCAUGUCUCUCGGAUCGAUGUCGUUCGCGAUGUCCUUCUGCAGCACGCCAUCCAGACAGUCGCCGGCCUGAUGAUGUCGGUCUUUGACGGCCCGGAAUACGUGGGACAUGAGGAAUACGAUGUCGCCGUCUGGGCUAGACGUGUUCGCAUCAUGCAACGUGCCAUCCCGACCGUUCUUGGCUUUGUUGGUAUCGACUCAAUCGCCUUGUCGAAGACUGUAUCAGAUUACCCAGCCCUAUCAGGCUUCUUGGCGGGCGGGCUCUACCCAGGACUCGUCCAGACCUUGACUUUGCACACCGGUCAGCAAGCAACAGCACCUGCCCAUGCCGCCUGGGAGUUUGUGUUUGCCAGGUUUAUCUAUAGCUACUUGAUCCCAGCCUUGCAGUUCUUCUUUGCCAUUCUCACUGUCGAUACCUGGCAAUACUUCUGGCACCGGGCAAUGCACGUCAACCGUUGGCUCUAUGUGAACUUCCACUCCCGCCACCACCGUCUUUAUGUACCAUACGCUUUUGGUGCGCUCUACAACCACCCCGUUGAAGGAUUCCUGUUGGACACCGCCGGCACCGGCGUGGCUUUCCUUCUGACGCAAAUGUCCCACCGCCAGGCCAUGUGGUUUUUCACAAUGUCCACCAUCAAGACCGUCGAUGACCACUGUGGAUACCACUUCCCAUGGGACCCAUUGCAGCUCAUCACUUCCAAUAACUCGGCUUACCAUGAUAUUCACCACCAAAGCUGGGGCAUCAAGACCAACUUCUCGCAGCCAUUCUUUACCUUUUGGGACCGCUUCAUGGGUACUCGCUGGCAGGGAGACGUGAGUCGGAAAUACGAGCGAGCCAGAACCGCCGCCGAGGCGCAAGUUGAGCGCGAACGAACAGAGAACAACGGCCAAUCCGUCAACUCUGUUCUCGAAUCAGAGCCUGGCCCAUUGGACGCAUUCUCUCAAGACGUGUCCGUCCAGGAGAGGGCUCCCCGAAAAAUCCUCCCCCGCACUACCCGUUCGGCUUCAACGAGAAGCCACGGCGUGAACGGCAGCAUUCGUCAGAAGUAA